Messenger RNA from Coffea eugenioides, 3238 nucleotides. RefSeq names its product pullulanase 1, chloroplastic. The transcript has 28 exons. NCBI's taxonomy places the organism in Eukaryota, Viridiplantae, Streptophyta, Magnoliopsida, Gentianales, Rubiaceae. Bases 136 to 3093 code for a protein of 985 amino acids. The record is from RefSeq and is a predicted model, not a curated record. Gene Ontology annotation, molecular function: pullulanase activity. Gene Ontology annotation, biological process: carbohydrate metabolic process.
GGUGGGAGACAGGGGACUCAUCCUUCCGAUGGAAAAGAUUCUGAAAAGCGAAAAGGCAGAAUCUAACAACCGCCUCUUCUCCUUCCUUUCAAGUAGAAGUAGUAGUAUCACUGUUUAUUAACUGACAAUAUUCAAAUGUCUGUUGUUACAAUUUCUUCUUCCAUUCCGGUUUUGCUGCCAUUACUAUGUUCAACGCCGAUACCCUCAUCUCGCUCGGUGCUCCACCACCGUAUCCGGAAUAUCCAUUUCAACACUAGUUGUGUGCUACCACUAGAAUCCAACAACCAGAGUUACUUAACCCGCCACCCACUCGGUGUCGCCGCCAAUAUUUAUCCUACCGGAUUGCGUUUGACGCCAACUGGUUUAUGCUGUUGCUCCUCCUCCUCAGGCGCAAUGCCUCUUCAGGCCCCCACCACUUCAUUAUCUCCUCCUCUUCCUCAGGAUAGCUUAUUGUACUCGAGGGCUUUUUGGGUCAGUAAAUCUCUUAUUGCCUGGAAUGUGGAAGCUGGAAAUGGUCCGUGUUAUUUGUAUGCCAGCGUAACUGCUGAUUUAUUUGUUGCGGAUAAUGACAUUCAAGGUUAUGAUUCAAAAAUUGAGCUCCAAGGAGGAGAUAUUGGGCUUCCACAAUGCGUGAUCGAAAAAUUUCCUCAUAUUCGACAUUAUAAAGCUUUCAACCUCCCUCCAGAUUUAGAUGUGGAAAGUCUACUCAAAUGCCAACUGGCUGUUGCCAUUUUUAGCUCUGAUGGAAAAUGCAGCAGUGCCACUGGUUUGCAGCUACCUGGUGUCCUUGAUGAUUUAUUCUCUUAUUGUGGACCUCUGGGCGCUGUUUUCUCAAGUGAGACUAUCUCUCUUCACCUGUGGGCCCCUACUGCACAGGGUGUGCAUGCAUUCAUAUAUAAGGACCUGUCUUUGAGUGAUCCCUCAGAAAUUGUCCAGCUCAAGGGGCAGAAUGGUGUUUGGAGUGCCAAGGUGCCAAGAGACUGGGAGGGUUACUAUUAUGUUUAUGAAGUCUCUGUAUACCAUCCAAGCACCUUGCAGAUCGAAAAAUGCAUUGUCAAUGACCCAUAUGCAAGAGGGCUUUCAGCUGAUGGUCAACGGACAUUGCUAGUUGAUCUUGAUUCUGAUUUGUUUAAACCUGAAGGAUGGGAUAACUUGGCAGAUGAGAAACCCCAUCUUCUUUCUUUUGCUGACAUCAGUAUAUAUGAGUUGCAUAUAAGAGAUUUCAGUGCCAAUGACUUCACCGUGCAUCCAGAGUUGCGUGGUGGUUAUCUAGCUUUUACUCUUCAGGACUCAGCAGGCAUGCUUCAUCUGAAGAGGUUAGCUAGUGCUGGUCUCACGCACGUGCACCUGUUGCCCACCUUUCAUUUUGGUGGUGUUGAUGAUGAAAGACAUAAAUGGAAGGAUGUGGAUAGACAGCUGCUUGAAUCAUUACCACCAGACUCUGAUCAGCAACAGGCUCAUAUCACAGCAAUCCAAGAUGAGGAUGGGUACAACUGGGGUUACAAUCCUGUUCUUUGGGGAGUCCCUAAGGGAAGCUAUGCAAGUGAUGCAAAUGGCUCAUGCCGUACUUUGGAGUUUCGGAAAAUGGUCCAGGCUCUAAACCGUGUUGGCUUACGUGUUGUGUUGGAUGUUGUUUAUAAUCAUUUGCAUGCAAGUGGGCCCUUUGACAAGAACUCUGUUCUAGACAAGAUUGUACCUGGUUACUAUCUUCGAAGUGAUAUUGAUGGUUUUAUUGAGCACAGCACCUGCACUAACAAUACAGCAAGUGAGCAUUUCAUGGUUGAACGUUUGAUUCUCGAUGAUCUCCUAUGCUGGGCAGUUCAUGAUAAGGUUGAUGGAUUCCGCUUUGACCUGAUGGGUCAUAUAAUGAAACGUACUAUGGUGAAGGCCAAGUCCAUGCUGCAGAGUUUGUCAAUGGAGAAAAAUGGAGUUGAUGGCUCAAAAAUCUACAUAUACGGUGAAGGAUGGGACUUUGGUGAAGUUGCAAAAAAUGGACGUGGGAUAAAUGCAUCACAGUUUAACCUUUCUGGAACUGGAAUUGGGAGCUUUAAUGAUAGGAUUCGAGAUGCAAUGCAUGGGGGAUCUCCAUUUGGCCAUCCUCUUCAGCAGGGAUUUGUCACUGGUCUCUCUUUGGAGCCAAAUGGUCAUGACCAUGGUGAUAAAUCUGCUGCAGAGCUUAUGCUUGCUGUGUCAAAGGAUCACAUACAGGUUGGAAUGGCUGCAAACUUAAGAGACUUUGUUCUGACAAGUUUUGAUGGUCAAGAGGUUAAAGGAUCUGAAGUUUUAACACAUGAUGGGGUUCCUGUUGCAUAUGCAUUAUGCCCCACCGAAACAAUCAAUUAUGUUUCUGCUCAUGACAAUGAGACACUUUUUGACAUCGUGAGUUUGAAGACUCCAAAGGAUAUUUCUUUGGAUGAUAGGUGCAGGAUGAACCAUUUGGCAACUAGCAUGGUGGCACUAUCACAGGGCAUACCAUUUUUCCAUGCUGGUGAUGAAAUGCUGCGCUCAAAAUCACUUGACCGUGAUUCAUAUAACUCUGGUGAUUGGUUCAACAGGUUAGAUUUUAGCUACAAUAGUAAUAACUGGGGCAUUGGUCUUCCUCCAAGAGAAAAAAAUGAAAGGAACUGGCCAUUGAUUCAACCAAGACUUGCCAAUCCAGACUUCAAGCCGCAUAAGAGUGAGAUUGUUGCUGCUGUUGAAAGUUUUUUGACUUUCUUACAAAUAAGAUACUCUUCACCACUCUUUCGUUUGAGAACAGCAAAUGCUAUCCAGGAGCGAGUGAAGUUUCACAAUACUGGUCCAUCAUGGAUUCCUGGUGUCAUAGUAAUGAGCAUUGAAGAUGGUUAUGAAGGGGUUCCAGGGCUAACCCAAAUGGAUGAAUGCUACUCAUUUGUUGUUGUAAUCUUCAAUGCUUGCCCCACUGAAGUUUUGUUUAGUAGCCCUGUUUUACGGGCAAGAGCUCUUCAAUUGCAUCCAAUGCAGCUGAGUUCAAGCGAUGAUAUUGUCAAGAAGCCAAAAUAUGAAGCAUCCUCGGGCUGUUUCACGGUUCCUGCUAGAACAUCAUCUGUGUUUGUUGAGUCUCGAGAUGCCUGAGUAUUUUGUCUCUAAAAAUGUAUAUAGUUGCUUGGUUCAUAUAAACAUAAACAUGAUUACUUUGCCGCGUCCUCCCUGCCAUGCAAAUGCUCGUGUACUCAAAUACUCAUAAUAGAAGAAAAGUCUUUUUGGGUUAAGGUCAUUA